Paramecium octaurelia is the source of this 1396-nucleotide messenger RNA. The record is from the annotation of a GenBank genome assembly. Lineage: Eukaryota; Ciliophora; Oligohymenophorea; Peniculida; Parameciidae.
AUGAAUUCACCCAGCAUCCCAAACAAAAUAAUUAAUAAUUAAUAUGCUCUAAAGAAGAAAUUAUCAGCUGGGUCAUAUGGAGUUGUUUUUGAAGCUGAAGACUUAUAAAAAAAACAAAUGGUUGCUGUUAAAAUUGAGAAAAAAGAGAAAAAUUCAACACUUGAUCGAGAAAUACAUAUUCUUACAAGAUUAUUAGGUACUUAAGGAGUUCCAAAGUUAAUUUGGAGUGGAAUCGACAGCAAUUCCAAUGUACUUGUUUAAUAACUGUUAACAAAGGAUAUUGGAGCAUAUUUAAAAGAAUAUCGAUCAUUUUCAUUAAAAACUGUCUUAAUCAUAACAGAUUAUCUAUUAUAAAUAAUUAGGAGAAUUCAUAACAAAUCUGUUGUGCAUAGAGAUUUGAAACCAGAAAAUAUCAUGUUUCAUUAAAAACAAAUUUACAUUGUUGAUUUUGGUAUAAGCAAACUUUAUAGAGAUAAUAAUUUAAAACAUGCGUAAGAAUUAUAUAAUUUAUGAAAAUAGUCCAUUUAAAGAGGGUCGAUCCUUUGUGGGAACCACAAGAUAUGCUUCAAUAGCAGCGCAUAAAGGUUAGGAACUUGGAAGAAAAGAUGAUCUUGAAUCAUUGAUUUAUAUAGAUAUUCUAUUGUUAAAAGGGUAUUAUUCAGUGAUUAGAUUAGAAUAAAGAACUUUGCCAUGGUAGAACAUAUUAGGCUAAAAUAACAAAGAAAGAUAGAAAUAAGUUGGUGAAAAGAAAAUGAAAAUGACUCCUACUGAGAUUUGCAUUGAUCUCCCAAUUGAAUUUUCAAAGGCUUUAGAGUAUUUAUAAUAGUAAGAGUAUAGAUACAUAAAAUCAUUACAGUAUCAAAGCGAUCCAGAUUAUGAUUAUUUGAUUUAACUCUUUAGAAAAUUAGCUUAAUCUCGAAGAAUUGAAUAUGAUGAUGUCUAUGACUGGACUUAAUCAUAGAAUUAGUUUUUAGCAAGUAAUUAAAAAUAAGAAACUACUAUUAAAUAAAUAUCUUCUCUACAAUAAUUCGAAAGAUCUCCAAGAGCUAUGUAAAAUAAGUGGUAAUAAUACAGUCAUAUAAUAGUUAAUCGUUAAAGAUACCCUCAACAUAUGAUAUAUUCUAAGAUAGAAAAAAGUCGGUAUAGAACACUUCAUAAUUAGUGUUAUUGUAAGAUGAAUUAAAUAAAUCAGUCUUAAACACUUAUGUACUUAGCUAAAUUGCAAACGAUUAUGAUUCAAAGCAUGACUAUAUUUCUUAAGAUGAUGUUAAUGACACUCUAUUCUAAAGAUACAAUUAGUUAAAAACUCAAGUCUUUUAAAUGUAUCUCUUAAUCUAUACAUAGACAUCACUUGUAAAAUAUCAAGAAUCAAACUCAUAAAAUAACAGUCAAUUGA